Stegastes partitus (bicolor damselfish) is the source of this 351-nucleotide messenger RNA. Lineage: Eukaryota; Metazoa; Chordata; Actinopteri; Pomacentridae. The record is from RefSeq and is a predicted model, not a curated record.
AUGACUGCUUCAACAACCACUGCUGCACCGACAACAACUGUACCAACCACAGGUGCACCAACAACAGCUGCUCCAACAACAGCUGCACCAACAACAGCUGCUCCAUCCACCGCUGCUCCAACAACUGCUUACAGCUGCACCGACAACAGCUGCACCAACAACAGCUGCGCCAACAACUGCUGCUCCAACAACAGCGGCAACAACAACUGCUGCACCAACAACUGCUGCUCCAACCACUGCUCUGCACCAACAACAGCUGCACCAAUCACAGCUGCUCCAACAACAGCUGCACCAACCACAACUGCACCAACAACUGCUCCAACAACAGCUGCACCAACAACUGCUGCUCCA